This is a messenger RNA of Metschnikowia bicuspidata var. bicuspidata NRRL YB-4993, 486 nucleotides long. It is a transcript of the gene PEX4, whose product is annotated as E2 ubiquitin-protein ligase peroxin 4. The annotation marks the transcript as partial. Lineage: Eukaryota; Fungi; Ascomycota; Pichiomycetes; Serinales; Metschnikowiaceae. The transcript has a single exon. The record is from RefSeq and is a predicted model, not a curated record.
AUGGCCGAAAAACGCUUGUUUAGGGAAUUCAAACAGCUUAGGCACACACCUGCCAGUUGCAGCAAUCCACAGAUUUUGGAACUCGCGCCUGUGGAUGCCGAGGAGUCCAUUUUCAAAUGGUUUGCCACCAUAGUAAAGCGAGACAGACACGACUCACUCUUUUAUUAUAAUGGCCAGUGGGAGCUCGAUAUCACCGUUCCGCCGCUGUAUCCCAGCAAACCGCCACGGAUAACAUUUUCGGCGGAAUCGAAAAUCACUCAUCCAAAUAUCAACUUCGAUACGGGAGAAAUUUGUCUUGAUAUUUUGAAGGACGAGCUGUGGUCGCCCGCCUGGAAUUUGGAGCAUUUGGUGGGUGCAGUUCUCAUGCUACUAGAUGAACCCGAGCCAGACUCGCCUUUGAAUGUGGAUCUGGCAAAUCUCUUUCGUUCGGAUAAGCUAGCCUUUGAGAGCGCCGCACAAUAUACCAUGUGGAAAUAUAACACCCUU